AUGACGAUGAUAAGAAGUCUAAUAAGAUUUGGUAAAAGACAGCUUCACACUAUUGUCUCUACAGAAAUCAUCAAACCUUCUUUUCCGACCCCUUCUCACCUCAAAACUUACAAUCUUUCGCCUGCUGACCGAUUCGUUCCAAGUGCAUUUAUCCCUCUGAUUACAUUCUACCCGAAGAUCGACACUUAUCAUAGCCCCCUUGAUCAAAUUAUCUCCCUCAAGAACUCGUUAUCUCAAACACUAACAAAAUAUUACCCCUUUGCUGGUAGGCAUGCCAGAAUCGCACCAACCUAUGUGGAUUGCAACGAUCAUGGAGCUGAGUUUGUGGAAGCAUAUGUUGACAGUACACUCUCACACUUCCUCCAAAACUCACAGCAUGAAGAUCUUGAUCAAUUCUUUCCAUAUGGUCGGGUAUGGAGAUACUCAAAUCCUGGAGCUCAUGAUAUUCAAACCGACACUGUGAUACCACUAGUGGUUAAAGUCAAUCAUUUUGAAUGUGGAGGAGUAGCAGUGGCAGUGUCAUUAUCCCACAAGAUCGCAGAUGCGUGUAGUAUGAUCCAUUUUUUAAAAGAUUGGGCUAAGCUUACACGCGUUUGUUCAAAAAAUGAGAAAUAUGAAGACGUUCCAAUUGAGCCGCCACACUUCAUUUCUUUUGAAAACACAAACAUUAAAGUACCCGAAUUUUCUCUUGGGGUAUCAAAAGAUUGUGUUACAAGGAGUUUCAUAUUCCCCAACGCGAAGUUAAACGAGCUUAAACACAAAGUCACAACCAUGACCGCGAGAUCUGAACAACACAUCACCAAUCCAACUCGUGUUGAAGUUUUAACAUGGUUAGUAUAUAAAUGUGCAGUGGCUGCAGCUACCAAAAAUAAUUCAGGCUCUUUUAAGCCCUCAAGCAUUGGCUUUACGACUAAUAUAAGAGAGAAACUAAUGGAGCCAUUGCCUGAUAAUUGCAUAGGAAACUAUCUCAUGGGGCUGGUGUUUCAAACCAAGAACGAAAUGGAUCUGAAACCGGAGUUGUUAAUUGGUGAACUGAGGAAGCAAAAGAUGGGAAUCAAGCGUCUGAAAAAUGUUGAAGCUUUUCUUAGUCUUUUUUUGAAUUUUAAUUUAGGAGAGGGUGAAAGAAAAAAUGAGAACGCUUACAUUUGUUCGAGCAUAUGUGGGUAUCCUGCAUAUGCGAUCGAUUUUGGAUGGGGAGCUCCAAUAAAAGCAACUAUUCCUGGAAGGCUAUGGAGUAAUAGCUUUGUUAUGAUGGAUGCCCCAAACAACGAGGGUGUUGAAGUACUCGUGUCGUUGGAAAAACAGGAGAUGGAUAUUAUUCAAAGGGACCCCGAGCUACUUGCCUUCUGCUAA
Molecule: messenger RNA, 1353 nt
Organism: Helianthus annuus (common sunflower)
Lineage: Eukaryota; Viridiplantae; Streptophyta; Magnoliopsida; Asterales; Asteraceae
Product: acylsugar acyltransferase 3
Exons: 1
Coding region: 1-1353 (450 amino acids)
Source: RefSeq, a predicted model, not a curated record